AUGGAUUGGAUGGAGGACUUGACUGUGCGUAUCCACAAGGAAAAUCAUAAGGACGAUGAUUACUUGGCAUCUUUCAUGGACUUGGUACAACGAAGUCAAAAAGAGCUUCCAACAGACAAGUCUCAAAUCAAAUUCAUGAAGCCUAUUUGUCUUAGAGAAUUGGAUAGGAAACUUGCAACAGAUGAGUCCAAUGCAGCAGAGGAACUAUCAGCAGAAGAACCAUCUCAACAAAAAGAAGGAGUUGAUGUUCCGAGAUUGGUAUUCUAUACGCCAUAUGUUACAUUCGGGUAUUGUUAUUCCCAAAAUGAAAAGUCGAAUAGAGAAAGGCACAAGGAGCUUUUGGAAAAAUACAAAGGGCGUAUUCUGCAUGGACCAAGAUCCCUGGAUCGAUUCUACUACAACACGUUGCCACAACCUGAAAUGGACGAACGCGAUCAGAGCCAAGUGAUUACUCGUGGACUGCUCAAUUUGAAAAUGGGAGACCCAUUUCCAAAAGUUUUCAGAAAAUGGCCAUAUCUUACUGUUGAUCAACUAUGGGUCUGGGUCAUUGACGAAGAAACCAUAAUCACUUCAUCAACGCACCGCGAGGAUGAUUUCGAUGCUCUUCUGUUCGAAAAAGUCUGGGACAAUUUACUUCAAGCCAGUCAAGAUGGGUUUCGAGAGAAGCUACCUUCUACUGUCACCGAAAUGAGCCAUUUUCUCGUCAGCACUUGUGCUGAUUUCAUCAAUAAUCUUACAUGGGAGGACGUCUGUGGUGAAAACUACAAGGAACUUCCUAGAGAAGUAAAAGACGCAUGGUUGAAACCGAUACUGCUAUGGUACGCCGACAGCAUCAACAGUGCCGCAGCUAAGGAGAAGAUAUUGUACAAGUCCUACAAAGACAGAAUGGCAGCGGCAGCGAGAGCGAAAGAAGUAGUAGAGAAGAAGACGACUGGCCAAGAUAAGAACCAUCAGCAAGACGCUGAAAAUUACGACAUGAAGAAAGACGAGAAUGACUGGAAGACAAUCAAUUCUGCUGCAACACUCUUGGACGAGGUCAAGGAUAUUCGAGAUGAACUCAUGAUUAUGAGACUUCUAGUUACACAACAGGAAGGUGUCUUGAAGGGCCUGAUGGGUCCAGAUCCGAAAAGUCGGAAGAUGCAAAGCCUCAGUUUCAUUGUCAACGAGCUGGAUAAUAUGGUCAAGACGACGGACUCGAUCCAAAAAUCGGUACUACAGAUUUCUCUUCUUGCUUGGCGUUGGAUAGCUGACAAUUGCCAGAUCGACUACUUCAUCAAUAUUAAGCAAUCCAUGAUGUCUCUGGAUUUAAGCGCAGAAAAUGCCAAACAAGGAAAUAUUCUGUUUAUUUUCACAAUUGUCACUGUCAUUUUCACACCUUUGUCAUUCUUGUCAUCUCUCCUUGCAAUCAACACCACAACAUCCCGACACAAUGAUGAUGGGGAGCUUGAAUACGAACCGGCAUGGAUGUAUGGCAUCAUCUGUAAGUUUUCGUCUCUACCUGGCUGUCACCCGGCCUUGAUAACCAAGGAAGGCUAA
Pestalotiopsis fici W106-1 is the source of this 1536-nucleotide messenger RNA. RefSeq lists its product as uncharacterized. The transcript is spliced from 9 exons. Bases 1 to 1536 code for a protein of 511 amino acids. NCBI's taxonomy places the organism in Eukaryota, Fungi, Ascomycota, Sordariomycetes, Amphisphaeriales, Sporocadaceae. The record is from RefSeq and is a predicted model, not a curated record.